AUGAACUCGGCAGCCAUUUCUUUCGAAUCGAAAAUUGCCCUGGCCUUGGGUGGUUCGAGUUGGCAGCAACUGCAGGGUGACAGUGCUGUAGAGCCCACCAUUGCGGCCGAAGAUGGCGUUGACUCCGAUUCGGACGGUGGGGAUGCCAUUCUGGAAAUUCCUGAAGAAGAAGUGAUCGAUCCAGUCGUACUUGAGAAACGCAGGAGAAAAAUGGCGCGCUUCACCAGCACUAUUGCAAGAGAUGCAGGACAUGUUGUAGAGACAAUCGAAAAGACCGCACUCAUCCCGGUACCAGAGCCAGUAACAUGGGACGAGGAACCGGAGCUGUUGUGUUGUUACAACUGGCAGGCUGCGGAAGACGGUACCAAUACGAUAUUUGUUCCCGGCGAGCCAGCAAAAUGGCAACCGCCAAGCCUGCCGCACACUGUCGAAAGGGAUAGGGGCUGGGAUUCCAACGAUUACAACUACGCUCGCCAACCGAAAAAUCCGUACCUGCCGAUGUUCAAUGCCCUCCGGGUUAUGUCACCAAACACCACGUUCCACAACGUCGACGUUCUCGCAGAUCGCAACAAUCUCCGUGUGUUGUUGGAAUUUGCUCAGGGCAAGAACAACGCACCUCUCCGCCUCAAUCUGUAUCUAGUCUUCAACACACUCGUCAUCGUGCGCAGGGAGUCACGGUGGUGGAAACGCUCAGACGGGAAGAGUUACGGGUUCAACUUCGAGCGAGCCUUCACCAAGAAAACUGAAGACAUGGAGGAUGCGACGAGUCACUAUCGGGCUAUACGAUAUGCAAUGGGCCCUCUCAACGUCGUUUGUCGCUUCGAAGCAGAUGCAUACGACGACGGCAUCAUUCCCGACGAUCUCACACAGACCGAAGCAGCAGCGGUGAGCGGAAGCUCACACAUGAACCCUCCAAGGUUCAAUUACAACGCGCCAAUUCGGGUCCUGCAAAAAGGCCAUAUCGUACCAACAGCCCAGAUACUAGAGCUCAAAACCCAGGCUUAUAGCCCAUUGGCAUCAGGGUUGGUCGCAUGUCAAGAUCAGCUCUGGUUCGGUCGUACAUCGUUGCUUUACACCGCUCCCUACGAGAAAGGUACCGGUGUUGUAUCGAGGAUCAAGGAGGAAGUCGCAACUGUAAGGGUGAAGACAUGGGAGCAGAACCAGCAGGAACCGUUGAGGAAACUCGCUGCUCUGCUUAUACGCCUGAGAGAUGUGCUGAAGCGAGAGAAUCGGCCGAAUCGAGCUUUGAUCCUUGUGAGGGAAGAGAAAGGUGGGCCAAUCGUAUUGCGUACGAUGGAAGAACGAAGUUGGGCUGUGGACAGAGAGACACGUGAAACAUUCUGGCCGCUCCCUACUCAUGGCAAUCGAGGAAGGGGUGGUGGUAGGGGUAGGGGUGCUUACAACAGCGGACCUCGUGGCCGUGGGAAUUUCGCACCAGUUCAAGGCCGAGGAGACUUUGCCGCUCCGCGCGGACGUGGCUACUUCACACCCGGUCAGGGUCGAGAGCCUGACUUUGCACCUUCGCGAGGACGUGGCCAUUUCGUACCUGGUCAGGGUCGAGGAGACUUUGCACCUUCGCGCGGGCGUGGGCAAUUCACAUCUGGUCAGAGUCGAGGAGGUGACUCUGCGAACUCACGUGGUCGCGGGUAUUACGCUCCACCUCAAGGUCGUGGCCAGCAUCACUAUCAGCGAGGUAGCGGGCAGUAG
Molecule: messenger RNA, 1707 nt
Organism: Alternaria arbusti
Lineage: Eukaryota; Fungi; Ascomycota; Dothideomycetes; Pleosporales; Pleosporaceae
Exons: 2
Coding region: 1-1707 (568 amino acids)
Source: RefSeq, a predicted model, not a curated record